AUGGAGAGUCCAGAGCUUAGGUGGACUACAGCCAAGAACCAACCUAAAACGAAGACAGCCAUUCUUCUCGCCGUCCUGUUUGUCAGGGCCAGCUCCCUUCCUGUCGCUCUAUCUCUCGAGGCCAAGGAGACACAAGACCGCCAUGUUCACCCUGCCGGGGCUUGGCAGUCUCCCACAGUUGAUGCCACGAGCACCCGUGCGCAGUGGGUGUCCUCAUACGGAAACAAACCCCCAAAGAAGGCCCAGGAGAAUGAGCCGACUGUGAAUGGUACGAGCACUCGUGUACAGUGGGUGUCCUCCUACGGUAACAAUCCCCCCAAAAAAGCUCAAGAGAGCCCCACUGUGGAUGCAACAAGCACUCGGGCAAAGUGGGUGUCCUCCUAUGGUAACAAACCCCCGAAGAAGGGAGCGUCGUUUUCAGACCAUUGGCUUCCUGUCGGUCCCGGUUACUUGGACCUUGAUGCACUCGAGUCUGGCUACCAUGCCCACUUGAUGAUCAUGCACGACUCGACUUCUUGGCUUCAGUCCGGGAUGACGGCCAUCAAGGGUUUCAUGCGCAGGUUCGCUUAAGGCUAUGGCACUGCCAGCCAGUGUUUGUUUGUUGGAGGAAGCCAUUCGACGGGGUGCCGUACUGCCGGUGCACCGCCUGCUAUUCAUUGAGGUAAUCUGAGUCAUAAAUGUAGAGGAUUGAAGUGGGAUGGUUCUUUCUUUUCCUUCCUUGACCUUUUCGUCUUAACGGUUGAUUUGGCUUCGGAGGCCACUGGAUGGUUUACAAGGACCAAACACAAGGCAUCUGGGCCUGAAAAAACACUUACUUUGCUCCAAUGAUAAUAUAACUGCCUCAUUUAGGUAGCUACUUAGGUACCUACUAUCUCACAUAACGAGUAACACACCAAUACACUGAUCUCUCAGC
This is a messenger RNA of Podospora bellae-mahoneyi, 913 nucleotides long. RefSeq lists its product as uncharacterized. NCBI's taxonomy places the organism in Eukaryota, Fungi, Ascomycota, Sordariomycetes, Sordariales, Podosporaceae. The coding region runs from base 1 to 570 and encodes 189 amino acids. The transcript has 4 exons. The record is from RefSeq and is a predicted model, not a curated record.